Messenger RNA from Lontra canadensis (Northern American river otter), 1043 nucleotides. RefSeq names its product RNA polymerase II subunit C (gene POLR2C). Gene Ontology annotation, cellular component: RNA polymerase II, core complex. Gene Ontology annotation, molecular function: protein dimerization activity; DNA-directed RNA polymerase activity; DNA binding. The coding region runs from base 47 to 940 and encodes 297 amino acids. NCBI's taxonomy places the organism in Eukaryota, Metazoa, Chordata, Mammalia, Carnivora, Mustelidae. The record is from RefSeq and is a predicted model, not a curated record. The transcript has 10 exons. Gene Ontology annotation, biological process: DNA-templated transcription.
GGCGCAGCGCCGCUGAAGCCCGGGAGCUGGUGGGUCGUGAGGCACGAUGCCGUAUGCCAACCAGCCCACUGUGCGGAUCACGGAGCUCACCGAUGAGAAUGUCAAGUUCAUCAUCGAGAACACGGACCUGGCGGUAGCUAACUCUAUACGAAGGGUCUUCAUCGCCGAGGUGCCCAUAAUAGAUCCCUGGUCCCCACUUGAGCUGCAGAAUCAGCCUUUGGCAGCCUGGCCCACGCUUCUGCGAUUUACCAUUGACUGGGUUCAGAUUGAUGCCAAUUCCUCAGUCCUUCAUGAUGAGUUCAUUGCUCACAGACUUGGACUAAUCCCCCUCACUAGUGAUGACAUUGUGGACAAGCUGCAGUACUCCCGGGACUGCACGUGUGAGGAGUUCUGCCCCGAGUGCUCAGUGGAGUUCACCCUAGACGUGCGGUGCAAUGAAGACCAAACUCGUCACGUCACAUCUCGAGACCUCAUCUCCAAUAGCCCCCGGGUCAUUCCAGUGACCUCUCGGAACCGAGAUAAUGACCCCAAUGACUACGUGGAACAGGAUGACAUCCUCAUUGUCAAGCUGAGGAAAGGCCAGGAGCUAAGACUUCGAGCCUAUGCCAAAAAGGGCUUUGGCAAGGAGCAUGCCAAGUGGAACCCUACUGCAGGGGUGGCUUUUGAAUAUGAUCCUGACAAUGCCCUGCGGCACACGGUGUACCCCAAGCCCGAGGAGUGGCCGAAGAGCGAGUACUCCGAGCUGGAUGAAGAUGAGUCCCAGGCUCCCUACGACCCCAAUGGCAAGCCAGAGAGGUUUUACUACAAUGUGGAGUCCUGUGGCUCUCUGCGUCCUGAAACCAUUGUCCUCUCAGCCCUCUCUGGAUUGAAGAAGAAGCUGAGUGACUUACAGACCCAGUUAAGCCACGAGAUCCAGAGUGAUGUUCUGACCAUAAACUAGCGGCAGCUCACCUGUUCCAGCAAGAGGGGUUCUAGACCAGCAGCUGGCUCUCCAGUCUCUCCAGAGAUACCUGUAGCCUCUGGGGUAGACAGCUGGGGCUCAG